This is a messenger RNA of Adelges cooleyi (spruce gall adelgid), 2080 nucleotides long. RefSeq lists its product as uncharacterized. Bases 212 to 1522 code for a protein of 436 amino acids. NCBI's taxonomy places the organism in Eukaryota, Metazoa, Arthropoda, Insecta, Hemiptera, Adelgidae. The record is from RefSeq and is a predicted model, not a curated record. The transcript has 9 exons.
CAGUUACCACUUACCACUCACAGCCGGUAAGUUUUAGUGAUCUGUAAUCACGAAUCAGUAUUGUCGCGCGCGUUCCUCAUAGCGGUCCGGUGUGCGUUGCCUACGCUGUCGUAGUAUGACAUUCGCGUUCACUUGCCGCUGGGUCGAUCUCGUUUUCGCGGAUAUUUCGACGUGAACAGAACACGACCCGAGUCAUUCUCAUUUCUCAACCAUGCAUCUUCCGUCGUCCGUCGUCGUGGCCGUGUCGUUCCUGGUGGCGUCCGGCUCCAUCAGCGGCGUGCAGUGCGCGUACUGCGACGACCACAAGUUUAAGGAACUGCGGCCCGGCGUGCAGUUCACCAAGGAACUCAGUUCGUCCGAAUACGGUGCCAUCAGUUCGUUCAAGACUCUCCACUGUUGCGGCAAGAAGUACCUGAGUCUCGAAUGGUUCAAAGACGGUCGUCCUUAUCCUUGGCCCAGCGACGUGUCCAGUUUCAUACUGAACCCGGAGAGCGCCAACCAGACAAUUUACACACAGAGCUUAACGCAGUCCGACCGAGGCGUUUACACUUGUCAACUGGCUAACCACACGACUACCAUUAAUCACUCUGUGAACCUCGGCACCACUGACGAUGCUGGUUACUGGGGAGAUCCGCUCCCGACUUAUAAAAUGCCCCGUGUCCACUAUGCCGAACACGGCGAUUUCAUCCGGUUGUACUGCGAAGGGUUCGUAGGCAAAGUCAAACUCCCCGACGCCACCAACACGAUAACGUGGAAAAAAAUAGGAUCGAACCGAACGGUCGAAUCCAACGACAAAUACGAGAUUCAAGAAGUCAUUAGGGAGAACGAACAAGUGCUGGGAGCUUUUCUCUACAUAAACAAUAUACAGGAAACGGAUUACGGACAAUAUUCGUGUUCCAUCAGCAACACGGACGAUCAAAUUGUGCAACAGUUCACCAGCGUUUCGAAAUUCGUCGCCAAAGAACAGUCGGAAAAAAAAUUGUUCAAGGAACUCAUUUUCAUAAUUUGUCUUAUGGUGUUGUUGAUAUUGACCCUGUGGAAACGUCGAUGGGUGGUCGCGGCUUACCGGAGAUUAAGGAAAAACAUAGCAAAAGACAAAUACAUAUUGCCCAAAAAGACAACGUGGAACUUGAUAAUUUUUUACGACCAAGAGAACAAAGAGAGGGCGCAUUAUUUGAAAGAGAAAAUCGAACAACAACAAGAAGACAAUUACAUCAUUAAAAGCUAUCUCAUCGAUUUUGACGAAGACUCCAUUAAAACUCACGUCGACCUAGCCAAAGACUACGACUUUGCCGUUUACCUGCUUUCCUCGGACGAUACACAGACAUCAUCGUUGACGAAAUCAUCGUUAAAAUCGUUCAUCGAAGACAACGCAUCACUAAAGAACUAUUUAAUCAAUUACUGCGAUUCGCCAACGACACCGACGAAAAAGUGGUGCGACAAAAUCGUGUUGGACUUGAACGAUGGACUGGCCAAACGAAAUCAAAAUAAAUUAUCUAACAGCUUGCUCGGAGUUGUCUAAAUAGUGUGUAGUGUCGACAUUUUAUUAUUUAUCGAAACUUAGUAUUCCUAUAUACAUACCAAAUGGGUUGAAUCCAUUUUUAUUAAAAAAUAAUAAAAACAUACUAGUAGAAAGAAAUAUUUUAUGUUUAUUACUUACUAUUGGUAUAAGAGUUCCCUGUAUUGUGUGUGUUUCCAGAUUUGACGACUUUUUUUUUUUGCUUCUUGCCAUCUUUAUACGCAAUAACUCAUUGUUUCAACCUUUUUAUUAUUAUUAUUAUUAUUAUUAUUAAUUAAUAUAUGUUAUUGUAUGUAUUGGAUUUUGUUUAUUGACUUUUUUUUUUAAUUUUAUAUAUACACAAUUUGUAUACCAACAUAUUAUUUUAUGACGAUAAUAUUAAUGGCUGUUUUGUACAUUUUUUUUUAAAACAUUCCUCACAAUUGUUGUUUUUUUAUUUUUGACUGGAUUUGAUUGUCCUUGUAUUAUUUAUUAUUGUAUACCGGACAUAAAUUUUAAAUCCUUGUGUUUCUCGUUAUAAUAUAUAAUAUUAUUCAUAUAUAUAUAUAUAUGUGUAGAUUG